This is a messenger RNA of Myodes glareolus (Bank vole), 1881 nucleotides long. RefSeq names its product epoxide hydrolase 2 (gene Ephx2). Gene Ontology annotation, molecular function: catalytic activity. Lineage: Eukaryota; Metazoa; Chordata; Mammalia; Rodentia; Cricetidae. The record is from RefSeq and is a predicted model, not a curated record.
UCUGAUCUUAGGUCCCACAAGCCACUCUCUCCAGAGAAAGGCCUCAGCCUUCUAGCUCCGUUGCUUAGUCCUGCAGCUCAGGCCACCAUGGCGCUGCGUGUGGCAGCGUUCGACCUUGACGGAGUGCUGGCCCUUCCCUCUCUCGCUGGCGCCCUCCGCCGCACCGAGGAGGCUCUGGCGCUGCCCAGAGGCUUCCUGAUAGAUGCCUUCCAGAAGGAAUACCCAGGGGGGCACAAUGAGCAACUCAUGAGAGGGAAGAUCACUUUCUCCCAGUGGGCACCACUCAUGGAAGAGAGCUGCAGGAAGCGCUCCAGCACCUCCGGAAUCAGCCUACCUGAGGAUUUCUCCAUAAGUCAAAUAUUCAAUCAAGCCAUGGCAGCAAGAAGCAUCAACCGCCCCAUGCUCCAGGCAGCAAUUACUCUCAGAAAGAAAGGAUUCACAACAUGCAUCGUCACCAACAACUGGCUGGACGACAGUGACAAGCGGGGCAGCUUGGCACAGAUGAUGUGUAAUCUGAGCCAGCACUUCGACUUCCUGAUUGAGUCCUGUCAGGUCGGGCUGAUCAAGCCUGAGCCUCAGAUCUACAAGUUUGUACUAGAAACCCUGAAGGCCCAACCCAAUGAGGUUGUUUUCUUAGAUGACUUUGGGAGCAAUCUGAAGCCAGCCCGAGAUAUGGGGAUGGCCACCAUCCUGGUCCGUGACACAGACACUGCUCUGAGAGAACUGGAGAAGGUCACAGGGACACAGUUUCCUGAGGCCCCUCUGCCAGUCCCCUGCAAUCCAAAUGACAUCAGCCACGGGUAUGUAACCGUAAAGCCUGGGAGCCAUCUGCAUUUCGUGGAGAUGGGCUCUGGCCCCACCGUGUGCCUCUGCCAUGGGUUUCCUGAGAGUUGGUUUUCUUGGAGGUACCAGAUCCCUGCUCUGGCCCAGGCGGGCUUCCGGGUUCUGGCUUUAGAUAUGAAAGGCUAUGGCGACUCAUCAUCCCCUCCAGAGAUAGAGGAAUAUGCCAUGGAAGUGUUAUGUAAGGAGAUGGUGUCCUUCCUGGAUAAGCUGGGGAUCCCUCAAGCAGUGUUCAUUGGCCAUGACUGGGCUGGUGUGCUGGUGUGGAACAUGGCUCUCUUCUACCCUGAGAGAGUGAGAGCCGUGGCCAGUCUGAACACUCCGUUCAUGCCACCAAAUCCUAAGGUGCCUCCUAUGGAAGUUAUCAAAUCUAUCCCGGUUUUCAAUUACCAACUGUACUUCCAAGAACCAGGAGUGGCCGAGGCUGAACUGGAAAAGAACAUGAGUCGAACUUUCAAAACCUUCUUCCGAGCAAGCGAUGAGUUGGGUAUGCUUGCUGUGCAUAAAGCCACUGAGAUGGGGGGACUCCUUGUGAACACCCCAGAAAAUCCCAGCCUCAGCAAGAUUACUACUGAGGAGGAAAUCGAGUUUUAUGUCCAGCAGUUCAAGAAGACCAGCUUCAGAGGUCCUCUGAACUGGUAUCGGAACACAGAAAGAAACUGGAAGUGGGGCUGUAAGGGAGUGGAACGGAAGAUCCUGGUCCCAGCCCUGAUGGUCACAGCCGGGAAGGACAUCGUUCUCCGCCCUGAAAUGUCCAAGAACAUGGAAAACUGGAUCCCUAACCUGAAAAGGGGACACAUCGAGGACUGUGGUCACUGGACACAGAUAGAGAAACCUGCUGAGUUGAACGAGAUUCUCAUCAAGUGGCUGGAGACUGAAGUCAAGAAUCCACCAGUGACCUCCAAGAUUUAGCCAGGAGCAUCCUUUGCUAGGGACACAUUUUAGUUUCUGGACAUGGCCUUAUUCAGAAUUAGGAGUGUCCUUCUUUUGCCAGCCAGUGAUUUUCUUUAAAUAAACGUGAUCAGAUGCAAUGCCAUCUUA